Molecule: messenger RNA, 588 nt
Organism: Leptosia nina
Lineage: Eukaryota; Metazoa; Arthropoda; Insecta; Lepidoptera; Pieridae
Source: the annotation of a GenBank genome assembly
AUGGCAGCCACCGAAGAACUCAGCGGUAUCCUGAUGAGAAGACAGGCGAUAAAUGAGAAACUCGAGGAGGGUGUCGAGAUCAAACCACAGUACAAAUUCGUCAAUGUGUUCACGGAGUUCCACGAAUUCUCCAGAAAGGAAAUAAAACAAUACGAGCAGACCUUCAACAAAUUCGACGAAGGGCGAGACGGCUUUUUGGAUCUUAAUGAGGUCAAACGUAUGAUGGAACGGCUAGGAGCUCCACAGACACACCUCGGUCUAAAAGCAAUGAUAUCAGAAGUAGACGAAGACGGAGACAAUAAAAUCAGUUUCAGAGAAUUUUUACUUAUAUACAGGAAAGCGCGGGCAGGCGAACUCGAAUCGGAUUCUGGUUUAGACGCAUUAGCAAGGCUUACAGAAAUAAACGUAGACCAAGUUGGAGUGAACGGCGCGAAGAAUUUCUUCGAAGCAAAAAUUGAGGAGCUCGCUAAAACAAAUAGGUUCCACGACGAAAUAAUACAAGAGCAGGAGGAAAAACGUCGGGAAGCCGAAGAGAAGGCUUUACGAAAACAGAGGUUUAAGGAGAAAUCGGCCGUGUUUCAACAUUAG